Molecule: messenger RNA, 372 nt
Organism: Acaulospora morrowiae
Lineage: Eukaryota; Fungi; Glomeromycota; Glomeromycetes; Diversisporales; Acaulosporaceae
Source: the annotation of a GenBank genome assembly
AUGAAAGUUCAAGCAAAAAAAAAACCAAAACCAAAGGCAUCAAGAGGUGUAGCGAGCAAGAAAGCAAAAAUUUGUAAACGCGGAAAAUACACAAAACCGUGUGAUUAUUGUCGUCUUUCGCCCAGCAAAAAGAAAUGCGUGCAUGUUGAGAAUUCCUGCGUAAAAUGUAGGGAGAAAGGUAAUGUAUGCUCCAGAGAACUUACGAAACCAAACGAUAUGGGAAAUCCUUCGACUUCUUUUGAUCCGAAUCUUUCUCAAGACAUGACACCUUGGAAUAACUUGGGAACGUCCCAAGAAGAAAUUACUAAUCAGGACAUCGAGCUCUGGAUGAACCUUGGAACGUUCCAAGGGGAGAUUGAUCACUUCUUUUAG